Molecule: messenger RNA, 2162 nt
Organism: Olea europaea var. sylvestris
Lineage: Eukaryota; Viridiplantae; Streptophyta; Magnoliopsida; Lamiales; Oleaceae
Product: NAC domain-containing protein 91-like
Exons: 6
Coding region: 84-1919 (611 amino acids)
Biological process (GO): regulation of DNA-templated transcription
Molecular function (GO): DNA binding
Source: RefSeq, a predicted model, not a curated record
CAUCUUACUGAAUUUUUAUCUGGUUUUGUAGUGUUUUUAGUGGAGGGAUUUUGUUUGACGGAAAGAUAGAAGAAGCUUGAGUUAUGGCGGUGAUGCCCGUGGACCCUUUACCGGUCGGAUACAGGUUCCGGCCGACGGAUGAGGAGCUGAUCGAUCAUUAUCUGAGGCUGAAAACAAACGGACGUGAAAAAGAAGUUAAUAUUAUACGUGAAAUUGAUAUUUGUAAAUUGGAGCCUUGGGACUUGCCUGAUUUAUCUGUGAUAAAAUCGACCGACAAUGAGUGGUUUUUCUUUUGCCCGAAGGAUCGUAAGUAUCAGAAUGGUCAGAGGUCGAACCGGGCUACUCAAAAAGGUUUCUGGAAAGCAACCGGCAACGAUAGGAAAAUAAAUUCUAAGAACGGAGUAACAAUUGGGAUGAAAAAAAGUCUAGUUUUCCAUGAGGGUCGUGCUCCGGAGGGCAAGAGGUCUAAUUGGGUGAUACAUGAGUAUCGAGCUAUAGAAAAGUCACUCGAUGGCACUCAUCCUGGUCAGGGUUCGUUUGUGCUCUGCCGCCUUUUUAAAAAGCCUGACAUCAAACAAGAAUAUAACACUGAAAGUCCAAACAUUGAUGAAUGUGAAGAGAUUAUACCAUCUCCAUCUUCUACUAUAGUCAGACAUUUUGCUGAAGAUGAACAAUUCAAAUCAAUUACUCCAGCAGCGAGUCGCCUGGCUGAAAGCCGUAUCACCUUAAAUUCUGAGAAAGCAACAAGUGACACUCCUAUACCUCUUGACCGUGGGGAUGCCAGCUUCAUUGCUGAUGGUCACAUGCUGGACCCAAUAUAUAUUCCACCUGACCCAGAGCUGGAAAAAGCAUUGGAUAGUUUUUACCCUACAUAUCCAGAGCCAUUGGAUCCAAAAAUCUUCUCCCCAUUGCACUUGGAAACCAACUUUGGAAAUUCUUAUUUGGAUAAACACUUCUGCGAUAACAUCAACAGUGAUGAUAGAGAUAACCCAAUUCAAUAUGGAACAAAUGAUGCUCAUAUUUGGGAGUUCUUGAACUCGUCUCUUGUCUAUUCAGAUGAGCAUCCCUAUGAGGAUUAUGCAAUGUCAACCCUCGAAAGCCCAAUAUACUUUAACGCAUCGGAAUUAAUUAAGGAUAUUGAUUCAUGUAGUGGAUCUGACCAGUUACAGCUUGGACAGCAUGAUGUUCUGCAUAUGCAAAGUGACUUGGGUAUGGAAACUAUCCAACCAGAGCCUCUGUCACAGCAAGACAUCACUUUCAAAAUGACCAGUGCUGGGCAAAAUACUCACAGCAUGCCUCAAGUCAGCGAUCAUUUUCAGCGCAGUUAUCUAGCACCGAAUACUUUCUCAAGCGUCUCUGCUGGCAAUCAGAUACCUAAAAUAUUAAACACUACAGAUGAACCAGGUGGGUCUAGCAACCUAGUGGCCACUGACAGAACUGUUGGAACUGGAAUCAGGUUAAGGACUCGGGAAACUUCGAAUCAAGCUAAUGCUAUGAAGUUUCUAUCACAUGAAACUGCCUCUAGAAGAAUUCGCCUUCAGAUGAGAUGGCAAGAUGUACCAGUUCAGUAUGGUCUGCCUCAGGAUUCAAAGAAUACUGACGUAAACCUUGAAAAAAAGGAAUUGGCAGAGACUGAGUGGGUUGUGCAGGAUUGCAAAGCUACUAAUGUUGAUACCUUGGAUGAGUCAAAGGAUAUAGAUUUCAACAAAAAAAUCAUAGAUGGACAAUCUCAUGACUCGAGCACAAGUGUGAUGGCUCAACCUGUUUUACAAGGUAACAACUCUGAAGAUGUUAUUUCUGUCGGCUUGAAAUGUGCAGUUGCGAGUUCAGUUUCAUCAUCUGUCUACAUGCCAAUGGUAGUUGUGGCCAUGAGUCUUCUCAUCAUUCUUGUAGGCGUUUGGGGAUACUUUAAAUUUUGAAUGAACUUGAGAAAGAGAGCUGCCUUUUUUGUACAUGACUUCUUUCUUAUCUGAUAAAGAUUAAGAAGGGCUUGUUUGUUAUAUCUUUUUUUCUUUUUAAUUUGUCUUGAGUGCUAUGGGUAUAUCUUGUAUAGCAGGAAUAAUUCUAUAUGAAGAAUUUGUCUUGAGUGCUAUUAGGAUAUCUUGUAGAGCAGGAAUAAUUUUAUAUGAAGAAUUUGUUUUAACAAGCUUGUUUUAAUUGUA